AUGUAUAACCGAUCCGGAAGGCCGACGAGUAGCGCCUCGAGCGUUACGAGCUCGGUCAGUACAAACGACACAUUCGAUGCCAUUCUUGCGAGUCCGGCCAGCAGUAGAACGAGCUUCGAUUCUUGGAAUUCGAAUCCACGGAGAGUCGAGUAUGGAUGGCAGCGACCGGCACCGAUUAAACAAUACCGACGAAGGAGAGAAACCGGAGAACUUUUUGAUGCUUUACCGGAAGAGGUUCUAGGACUCAUUCUAGAUGAGGUAAAGAAGUUGCAUCUAAAACCCGGUAGUGCAAGCUGCGCAACAUGCAUGAUGAGAGACAUGUGCUCCGCCGCCGUAUCGGCACGGAAGCUAUUGAAGGUCGCUCGGGUUGCACUGUAUGAGGAUAUUCAACUUAUCGGAGCAGACUCGCAUGCACAAAAGAAACGAUAUAAGCUGAAUUUUGGCUCCCGCCUGGUUCUACUUCGCCGGACACUGAGAUCGAAUCCUGAGCUUGCAGCAAUGGUCCAUACCCUGAAAGCACCCGCUAUCCCCCAAGGUGUCGCAGUUGACCUGUAUCAAAAUUUAGUAGCUUCUGUCAUCAUGGCAUGUCCCAAUUUCGAACGAUUGAUUGGAUUUCACCAGAACCACGAUUAUUCUUUCAAUCGCUUAUUCCAUGCUUUAUCGACCAGGCGAAAGUUGGUAGAAAUGCAUUGGACGCUGGAGCCAUCCCAAUUCCAGCGGAAACGCCGCCUAUCGAACGCCGCAGCCCUGCUAAAUUCGGAGAACCCCAACUUUCAGGAAGCCCCCGGCGAUCUUCUACCGGAACAAAGUGAAGACUUUCUUGAGCUACAUACCGAUUGGGAACAUUUGAAAACUCUUUCAAUACAUUGCCUCCCGGGCGCUACUCUAACGCCAAUCUCACUUAUUCCGGACAUAGUGUCUCGCUUACCGGCGCUUGAGAAUCUUCAUUUAUCUCAUUUACCCUUCACAGCUUUUAGCGAUGCGAAUCUAUUGUCAUUGCCAUCGUUAAAAACCCUCACCUUAUCGCAUCUUCCGGGCGUAUCUAGCGAAGGCCUUUCAUCCUUCGUGAGACGUCCUCAUUGCAGGACGAUUCGAAAACUCGUCCUUCAACAUGUUGAUGUGGACUCGUUGCCUGCGCUUAGUCAAAUUCUCUCCAAUCUUACAUCCUUGGAGUCAUUCGCUCUGGUGCAGAAUUCUAUGCCGAUUAUGCCACCAAAUGAGAUGAUAUGGCUAUAUCCUUAUCUCGCGUCACCUUCACUUCGCAAAUUGCACUGGGACAUUACAAGUCAUCCAUCAUGUGCAAGCAUGGCGGAUUCGGUCCUCGCGAGAAGCAUAGCAGCAAACGGAUUCCCAUCGCUCCGGAUCCUAAGGACGCCUAACGAUCCGGAAGGGAUUUUCCAAUCGCUUUGCAAGCCGGUCGAGAAUAUUGAAAACCUUGAGAUAGCCAACGAACAGGUUCGUGGGCUUAUUACUAAGUGCACUUCGCGACCUAGUCCUCCCGCUACACCAACAACUCCCAGUACACCGAAGACGCCAAGCAAAUCUCCCUCGGGCCUCCAUUUCCCGAUGGAAGACCAAUUGUUCCCGUCUAAGGUGUCGAGCAAUCUAUCGCAGGCGCGUCUCGCGGCACAGAGUAGGUUGGAGGCGGCACGGCAGACCCCACGUUUCACCAUUAACGUGAUCGGGGACGACGGAAGUGUGGUAGAAAACUACGGCCUCGCAGGUUAUAUGGGACAGACCGAGUCGAAGAUCGGUUAUUGUGUUACGCCUGAUGAACAUGCCACAGAUGAAAAUGGCGGUCUAAUUGAUAUUGCGGACGUUCUCGGCGACGGGGGCGAGAACGUGAAGGUCGAGGGCAGGGACGGGUGCAGCGGACGCUGGAAUACUUACAGCGGAAACGUGAUCGAUAAGAAGGAUCGCGAGAGGUGGUAUCAUACGGAACGUGGGCGAUGGCAUUCGGUGCCUCUGUCUUAA
Messenger RNA from Annulohypoxylon maeteangense, 1974 nucleotides. RefSeq lists its product as uncharacterized. Lineage: Eukaryota; Fungi; Ascomycota; Sordariomycetes; Xylariales; Hypoxylaceae. The record is from RefSeq and is a predicted model, not a curated record. The transcript is spliced from 2 exons. Bases 1 to 1974 code for a protein of 657 amino acids.